Sugiyamaella lignohabitans is the source of this 1350-nucleotide messenger RNA. RefSeq lists its product as uncharacterized. Bases 1 to 1350 code for a protein of 449 amino acids. The record is from RefSeq and is a predicted model, not a curated record. The transcript has a single exon. Lineage: Eukaryota; Fungi; Ascomycota; Dipodascomycetes; Dipodascales; Trichomonascaceae. Gene Ontology annotation, molecular function: acyl-CoA dehydrogenase activity; flavin adenine dinucleotide binding.
AUGAUUUCGAGAAAGAUAUUGCGUGGUCUUCGAGUAGCUAGCCUCCGACCCAGUCUCAACAAUUUAGCUAGCAGAGUUAAUUCAGAUCUUGGCAGUACUCUUGCCAGUGGAGGUCAUAAAAAUGGAACUUUAAGUGAAGGAAGAAGAGGUGUUCAUGGUCAGGCUACUGAAUACCUACCGAACAACUACCCCGACUUUACCGAGUCUCAGAGCAUGGUCAGAGGUGCGAUUGCCGAUGUAUGUUCGGGAUUCGAUGAUGGAUACUGGUCACAGAUCGAGUCUGAGCACCGAUUUCCUUCAGAAUUUUAUAAUGCCGUAGCGAAAGACGGAUGGUUGGGUAUCUGUUUGCCAGAAAAGUAUGGCGGAUCUGACUUGGGAGUUUCCGAGGCAGCUGUCAUGACCCAGACGAUUUCAGAGAGUGGAGGUGGUAUGGCAGGAGCCAGUUCGGUUCAUAUCAAUAUUUUUGGUUUAGAACCAGUACGAAAGUUUGGUACUGAGGAACAGAAGCAACGGAUGCUUGUUCCAUUGAUAAAUGGUAAAGAAAGAGCUUGUUUUGGUGUAACCGAGCCUAAUACUGGUUUAGACACCUUGAAACUGCAGAGUCGAGCUGUUAAAGACGGCGACCAUUUUGUUCUUUCAGGAAGCAAGAUUUGGAUUAGUACAGCUCAAGUGGCAGAGAAAAUCCUCAUUCUCGUGCGAACCACGCCUCUUGAAGAAGUGUCAAAACCAAGUCAAGGCUUGAGUUUGUUUUAUACCGAUCUUGACCGGUCUCAAGUCGAUAUCACCGAGAUCCCCAAGAUGGGACGAGCUGCCAUUGAUUCGAAUCAGCUGUUCUUCGAUGGCUGGAGAGUUCCUAAAGAGGAUCUCAUUGGCGAGGUCGACAAUGGAUUCAAAAUGAUCAUGCAUGGAAUGAAUGCUGAACGAAUUCUCAUUGGUGCCGAGGCUCUUGGAUUAGGAUAUGCUGCUCUCCGUAAAGCAUCCAUCUACGCCCAAGAACGAUCUGUUUUCGGCCGGCCCAUUGGACAAAACCAAGCCAUCCAGCACCCUCUAGCCGAGAGUUGGAUGCAGCUCGAAGCGGCCAGACUCAUGAUAUAUCAGGCCGCUAAACUCUAUGAUGCCGGCCAUGCCACCGGCGAAUAUGCCAACGCUGCCAAAUACCUGGCAGCAGAAGCAGCCUUCCACGCCUGUGAACGAGCCAUCAUGGUCCACGGCGGCAUGGGCUACGCCAAAGAGUACCACGUCGAAAGAUACCUCCGCGAAGUCUUCAUCCCGCGAAUCGCCCCCGUCUCCCGCGAAAUGAUCUUCAACUACAUCGGCGAGCGAGUCCUCGGCCUGCCUAAAAGUAAAUAA